CACGUGAGCGGAAGUGUGUGACGUGAUCAAAACACUGUGUUGAAGCAGUGGGUGACAGCAAGUCCCCGUCUGUGGUAUGACUAAAUUGCAACUGAAUGGUCAGAGUACCGCAUUUUAUUUAAACACAGCCGUUGCCCAUGUUUGCAUGCGUUAGUUAUACAUCGAACGAAGCCUAACGUGUUUCCGUCUUGAAGGAAAUCGUAUCCGAGCAUCAUGGUGGAGCAGUCGGAUCGCGCUCCGCUCCUGGACUGGGAGGAGGUUCCCCCGCCCGAACCGGCUCCGACAGUUCCGUCUCCAGUGGAGGAAAACAAUUUGCGGUCCAGUCCGUCUAAUUGCCUGCCCGCGGACAACACCACUCCCGGGGCUGGGUGGAGUACCAGUCCCGGGGCUCCAACGGGUGUAGCAGCUGUUACUAGCAGGGACUCGAGCUCGCCAUCCAAGCACAGUGCACAGUGGGUUGUUGAGAGCACAGAUGAACUGGACAGUACGUUCCCAGGACUGUCUUUGAAAGACCAUACAGUGACCGGAUGGGAGGAAAAGGAUCAAAUUGUCUCCGUGUUUGUCGUCACGUUUGACACCAGAUCAGGUAACAUGGUGGAGUGGUGCCUUCCUCAGGAUAUUAACUUAGACGGGGUGGAGUUCAAAUCCAUGGCCAGCGGCUCCCACAGAGUCGCCAACGACUUCAUAUACUUCCGGAAGGACUCGUACUUCGGGCUGGCAUGCUUCGCCAACAUGCCAGUGGAGAGUGAGCUGGAGAGAGGGGCAAGGAUGAAAUCAGUCGGAAUUCUGUCCCCCUCAUAUACCCUCCUCUACCGCUACAUGCAUUUUCUGGAGAACCAGGUUCGGCACCAGCUGCAGUGUCCUGGGCAGUACUCUCCUCUGGAGGCCUUUUAUGAGGACAAGAAGGCUAUUCUUCCUCCAGGUGGAAAUGGCUUAGUCACUUCCUGUCCCACCAGCUCACUCACUACCAUUGUCAACCGCUGUAUGCAUCCUGAGAUGAAGAUCACCCACCCAGCAGGAUGCAUGUCUCAGUUCAUCCGGUUCUUUGGGGAGCAGAUUAUGGUACUGUGGAAGUUCGCUCUGCUCAGGAAACGCAUCCUCAUCUUCUCACCGCCUCCGGUUGGGGUGGUCUGCUAUAGAGUGUACUGCUGCUGUUGCCUUGCCAACGUCUCCAUCCCUGGGAUUGGUGGUUCUGUGGCGGAGCUCCGCCCCUUUUUCUACAUUAACGUGGCUGACAUCACUGCCCUGGAGACAGAGCUGUCAUACGUGGCCUGUACUACGGAGAAGAUCUUUGAGGAGAAGAAGGAUCUGUAUGAUGUGUACAUAGACAACCAGAAUGUGAGGACGCACAGAGAAAGCCUGCAGCCUCUGCUCCGACUCAACAGCGCUGACAAAGAGAAGUACCGCAAACUGAGUGAGCAGAGGCAGUUGCUGCUGUACUCUCAAGAGGUUGAUGGAGAAAGCAGCGCUAAUGAAGAGGACCUCUUCAUCCUGUUCUUCAUGGAGCAAAAUAACCGGAUCUUCCAGACGCUGUGUGAGGUGGCUGGGAGCUCGGAUCCCACGCUGACCACCGAGCAUGUGAGGGCCAUGGGCUUGGACCCACAGGGGGACCGGGGCUUUCUGGUGGACCUGCUGGAGGUGUACGGCAUCGACGUCAUGCUGGUCAUCGACAACCCCUGCUGCCCCUGAGGGGCCACUUGCAGGGGACGGAGUGGUCCUCUCAUCUUUCCUGACAUCUGUUUCUGCCCUGCUUCCUACUUCUCUCUCUUUCUAUCUCUCUCUCUCGUGCACAGUCUCUUGCUCUCUCCCACCCCACUGUGGUGAGGUUGUGUCUUGUCUAUCUUUUUAUCUUUUUUUAAUGUAUGUUUCUUUCCAUACAUUUCUUUCUACUGUCUCCUCUCUCUCUCUCUCUCUCUCUCUCUCUCUCUCUCUCUCUCUUCUCUGACAUCCUCCCCUCACCCUCUGAAUCACAGGCCUGGACAGUGAACACUGCCUGACGCCCCCAGCUCUUCUGUCCAGCGCCUCCUCUCAGGGCUGGGGGAGUAGGGUGCUGAUUCUCACCCUGGACCACUCCCUGAUCUGCAGACCAGCACCAAUACUGCCUGGACCCCCAUGUCCCUGUACUGUCCUGCUGUGCUGUGCUGUGCUGUGAGGCGGUUACACCUGGCAGAUCAGUGCGCUUGCCUGGUUAGUGAGCUGUUGCCCUGGACUAUCAAUCCGCAACCCAGGGACUGAUCCAUCCAUUCCUUAAAUGCUGUCGUGUAUCAGUCCAUCUUUAGCUAUCUGUCAAUCAUCCAUCUUUCUAGCUUCACUGAUGCGGAGUCCUGCUUUGUCACAGUGGGCUGCUGUCUGUCCUCUCCUCAGUCUAGGUCUGUGGUCCCACUCUACCUAGGACUUCAACCAUGAACACACACACACACACACACACACACACACACACACAAACAGACAUAACACCUGUAUACACAGCACAUUGGAAAUACACUGGACGCACACAAUGCAUAUUUACAGUUAUCUGUCAGUACCGCUUGGACACCCGUGCCCCGCAUUUGACGACAGUACCGCUGGAUUCCUUGUGACUGUUGACAUGCAGACCUGAUGCUUUAUUGCGAUUUUGUUGUUCCUCAAUCUGGCCUGCCAUCAUGUAUCCCGUGUGUUGUAUCUACUGUUCAGUCCCUCAGCUCUGUGUUGGCUUUAUCUGUAUUAGAGGUCAGUUGCUCUAGAGUAGCUAUCUCUGGAGAACUAUCUGGAUGGGCCAGGGCCGUGUCAGGGCUGCAUGUGGGCUGUAGCCAUUCCAGUGUUAGGUGCUGUCUGACUACAGUAUGCACACAUUACAUCAGUUUCAGUUCUUUAGUCUUCAGCUCAAAAAGGGAACUACAAGAUUCUCAGUCACUUUCACUUGGCUUUCAGUAGACCGCAUUUGUUUCUUCAAACGGCUGUGAUCAUUGCUGUCGAUUUGACAUCAGUAGGGGUUUUCUCAGGUUGUGUUUUCUUCUGUAGUCUUUCUGCUAAAUAAAAAAAUCAUAGCUGUUAUUCAGUCGGUUUUAUACCAUACAGCUUGCUGGCCUUCAUGUGAAGUUGUGCUGUCUAAAGCUAGAGCCUUCCUGACAGCUGACAGACAAACAGAAAGGAGGGGCAUUACUCCUCGUGGUAUUUCUUCAGUUCUUGCCAGAUUUCCCUCCCCUUUUGUGGAAGCCAUUUUUUAUGAGCAAGGGUUAUGCGGUCCAAAAUGGUGGGAGAUAUUUUGCGUUGAUUGAUGGCUGUAUUUUAAAGGACAUUGUUUACUGGCUAACAUUAAUAUUAGUGUGAUUUGUUGUGUUGCCACCAGUCUACACCAGUGUCCCUUUUUUUCUGAAGACUUAAGGGAAAGCUUUUGUGUUGUUAGGACUUGUGUUAUUUAAUGAUUCUGCUGGACACGAGAUAUGUAUUUUGACACGGAUAUGUGUGAAUUGUUCAACAGUGUGGCUCAUUGCUUUGUGUUUAGUUUUCUGGGAAACCUCCAUGAAUGUGAUUCUAUGACCAUAAUCAACUAAAGCUGCACUACAACAAUCUGAUGUGACAACAUGGAUGUGCUUAUACAUUUUGUGUGUGUUUUUGAAAUUCCUUGGGAGAGACGAUGUCCCACCACUCCUGUGUAGUCUGGGCAGCCAGAUUGUGGUGAUGGUCCGUCCUAAUCAGCAGGUGUCCCUGGUCUGUGCGUGUAUGUGUCUUUGCUGAACUUGGGCUCAUUUUUUGUUUAGUUGAGUUAGAUUGCACCAGAUUUUAGAUGAGACUUGCUAUCGAUCAAGUGUAAUCCUCAGCACAUUUCACUCUAUAGUUAUAGAGGGCCACGUAUUUGUAUGCAUGUAUGUGUGUCUGUGUGUGCGUCUGUCUGUAUUGCUCCUCUCAGCUCCGAAGCAACCCAUAUCUCCCCUCUUCCCUGAACUAAGACUCAUUUGUGUACUGUGAGCUGGUCCCAGUGAUGCGUCUACUGGGGUGGGAGGGUUUGGGGGGGAUUAACCCUCCUGUUCUGUUCAGACAGACCCCAUCUGUUGUGCCCGGGGUCCUCUGCACCCCUCUGGUCAGUGCCUCCUCUUUGCCAUGCCCAGAGAAGGGCCAACCCUCACGGUCCCCACAUCGUGGUUUAUAGACUCUACUCACUUACCGUAGCAAAUCACAAUUAUUGGAAUGGUAAUAUUAAUUUGAAUAUUCUAAUUCAAAUGAAUGAAUCAGUAAAAAGCGACAUCUCUUCAAAACGAGCAAAGACGAUCUGAGAUAACAAACACUUCCUAUGAGAAUUCAUGACUGUAAAUGCUGUGUGUGUGUGUGUUUACGUAGAGUCAGGGCUUCAACAGAAUAGUAGUUAUGUAAGUUCCAAGCUCAAGAGUGAACCGACUUGAUGAUGCAUAAUUAAAUAAUGGUCAUUUUGUGAAUUGGCUUAAAAGACACUCCUUUUUUUUAUAGUUUUGGUUGAUGACCCAAAAUAACCUUUUACUUGGCCUUUCAUAUUUCACCUUUUCUGAUCAGACCAGCUACUUUCCCUUCAAAUUCAUGGUCAGAAAUGUUGGUGGGCCCUAGAUUUGUGGUGUAAGCCUUUAAUUUCAGGCAGCUGUUCUCUCUCAUUAUGACACACCAAUGUUUAGGUAGAAUUUUUUUUUUUCUAAAUUCAACCCCAAACAAUAAAAGGGAUACCUUCUACUGUAAAAACCUUAGUGAUUAAAAAUGAAAUGAACCUGAGGAUGAAUGAAUGAAUCAUGAUGUAUUAUUUUGACUUUGACGAGUGCUGGCACUCGCUGACACAAAAUUUGAAGUGUUCCAGUGAAAUAAAAUCCCUGCUUUGUUUUCAUUGUUCUUCUGCAUUCCAAUAGUUCAAUAAAUAUGUAACACAGCAAUAUUUAAAUGAAUAAUGCUCACCUGUUGCAAUGAGUUUUUGUAAUGAAGGGAGAGUGAAGAUGUGAAAUGGAAAUUUGCUAAUAUCUUUGUCAUGAUUUCUCCUCACUGUGCAUUUUGGCUGGAAUUUAUAAUCUACAACAAAACGCUUUGUACUUCUUUACACGCUUAUAGCCAGCAUUUGGCGUGAUAUUUUCUUUAAGUGUCCAUGUGAAUUUGUGUAUUUCUAAGGACUGAAAAGAGUGGGGAAUGUACUGUACAGUUUGUAAAUAAAUUGCACCAACUGGGAGCCAUAUUUAUGUGUA
This is a messenger RNA of Clupea harengus (Atlantic herring), 5174 nucleotides long. It is a transcript of the gene dennd11, whose product is annotated as DENN domain containing 11. Lineage: Eukaryota; Metazoa; Chordata; Actinopteri; Clupeiformes; Clupeidae. Gene Ontology annotation, cellular component: cytoplasm. The record is from RefSeq and is a predicted model, not a curated record.